Miniopterus natalensis is the source of this 6716-nucleotide messenger RNA. It is a transcript of the gene MINAR1, whose product is annotated as membrane integral NOTCH2 associated receptor 1. Gene Ontology annotation, cellular component: plasma membrane. Lineage: Eukaryota; Metazoa; Chordata; Mammalia; Chiroptera; Miniopteridae. Gene Ontology annotation, biological process: negative regulation of cell population proliferation; negative regulation of TOR signaling. The record is from RefSeq and is a predicted model, not a curated record.
UGAGCCAGGCAUGAUUUUUAGGUGGAGAGAGGGCAAGUGAAUGGAGCUCUUACCUCUCUCCAGUGGAACCUGAGCAAUGCCUCCGCAUCAGGAAACUAUUUCUGGAGACGUCUGGAUAAACAAAGUAAUCCUUUUGGAGCUAAGUAUUAUACAGGAGAUAAUAUACUAAUAAAUAACAUUUCCUCAUUAUUGAUCAUUUCUUUAAGGUAGGUUCCUGGGAAGGGAAUUAGAAGGUCAUGUGUUAUAAAUAUUUUUUAAAGCUCUUAAUACAUUUUUAAUCAUUAGACAGUUUUUCCUGGCAUUUCUUUAUGUGGUUCACAGCAAGCCUGUGUGUCUAACCCUCUUCCCCUCCUCUCCUUUUCAAUGCUGUCGCUGUAGAGUUGACUGGCAGUUUCUGUGUAACGGGUGAGCCUUGGAAAUCCUAAACCAUGGAGGCCGGUCAGGACACCGCCCUCGUCCUGGUGAAGAUCCUGGAGGAGCUGGACAGCAAGCAGAACAGCGUCUCCUACCAGGACCUGUGCAGAUCCCUGUGUGCCCGCUUUGACCUGCCGCAGCUCGCCAAACUGAGGAGCGUGCUCUUCUACACGGCCUGCCUCGAUCCCAGUUUCCCAGCCACACUAUUCAAAGACAAGAUGAAACGCUCUGUGAACAGCCAGCAGUCCAAGAAAAUCAUGGUGGCGGCAGAUAUCGUGACGAUAUUCAACCUGAUCCAGAUGAGUGGGGGCGUCGCCAGGGAGAAGCUGCCCGCAGGCCGGCAGAAGGCACACAAAAAGGAGGCGUCCUUCGAGUCCUGCAGGUCGGACACGGAGGUCUGCAGCGCGGCCGAGUGCGAGCCCCUGAACUGUGAGCUGGCCGGAAGGCCUUUUGGCCAGAACUACCCUGCCCGGCAGCCAUCCAAGUGCCGGAAGCUGGACUGCAGGGACUGCCCCCAGUUCGUACCUGCCUCGGAGCCCAACUUCUUGCUGGGUGUCAGCAAGGAGGCAAAAGCCCGCGCCGCCUCCCUGGACAGGCUGCAGGCACUGGGCCCGUACUCGGUCGCCAGCCCUCAGCCCUGCGAGAUGCAGAGGACCUACUUCCCCAUGACCAUUGAGAACGAGUCUGUCUCAGACCAGGACUCGCUGACCAUCCCCCAGGGCCUCAAGGAGACAUUCGUGGCCAACGAUGAGCACUUUGUGGUCCAGUCCUGCGUCCAGAAAAGGAACAUCUUCAAAGAGGAUUUUCACAAUCUGGUGACCGUGUCCCCCAGUUUGGUUGCCCCUGCUAACAAGGCCGAUGGAGAGCAUGGGGAGCCCCAGAGUCGGAAGGAGCCCCACAAGACACCCUUCUUUAACCACAGCUUUGAGAUGCCCUACAACAGCCAGUACCUGAACCCCGUGUAUUCCCCUGUUCCUGACAAAAGGCGGGCAAAGCAUGAAAGCCUGGACGACCUUCAGGCCUCCACGUACUUUGGGCCCACUCCCAUGAUGGGGACCCCGGAAGCCAGGCGCUGUCCCGGGAGGCCAGGCAAGCAGACCCCCUGGCCAGCCAAGAGCUGGAGCCUAAACACAGAAGAAGUCCCUGACUUCGAACGGUCCUUUUUCAGUAGAAACCCUUCCAAGGAGAAGCUGCACUACCCCAAUCCCAGCAGCCAGACUCCCAGCUUCCCAGCCCGGGACCAGCGCCCGGCUUACCUCCCGCCAAAGGAGCAGCAGCCAAUGCUCCCCGCUGGCUACGCGGCGAAACCCAAUGGGCUCAAAUCUAAGGAGAUCUCGUCCCCCGUUGACCUGGAGAAGCAGGAACCGGUCAAGUUAAAAGACAAGAGCAUCUGCUGCACCAGCGGGCAGCUCAGCUCGGACACCAGCAGCGUGGGCACCCAGACCGAGCAGCAUGUGCUGGAGCCCAAGAAAUGCAGAGACCCGUGUGCCUCGGUGCAGGGCAAGUACGGGGACAGGCACCCCACAAAGCAGUCGGACGACGACUCGGAGGUCGUGAGCGACGACAUCAGCGACAUUUUCCGGUUCCUUGACGACAUGAGCGUCAGCGGCUCCACGGGCGUGAUCCACUCAUCCUGCUACAACAGCACAGGGUCCCUGUCUCAGCUCCACAGGUCGGACUGCGACAGUUCACCGGAGCGCAACAUAACCAAAAUCGCCGCCGGCGGCAAAGGCGGAAAGGGCAACCGGCCUGAAAACAGCCACCCCUCGGAAGAGGAGUUGAAAACCAGUGUCUGCAAGCUGGUGCUCAGGAUCGGCGAAAUUGAACGGAAGCUUGAAUCGCUGUCUGGCGUCCGCGAGGAAAUCUCCCAGGUCUUGGGCAAACUAAAUAAACUGGACCAGAAAAUGCAGCAGCCUGAGAAGGUGAGUGUGCAGACGGACCUGAAUUCCUUGACCAGUGAGGCUCCAUCUGAUGACAGCGCCUCUCCUCGCACGUUCCCCGCACACAGCGGCUCCCACGGGCCCAAACUGGAGAACGGCGCGGACUGGUGCUGCUCUGAGGCCAGCGGGAGCCAUGGCGAAAGCCUGCGAGUCAAGGCCUUAAAGAGCAGCCUCUUCACCAGGCCAUCCUCCAGGUCGCUGACCGAAAACAGCGCCACGGAGUCCAAAAUCGCCAGCGUCUCCAGCUCGCCCAGGGACUGGCGCACCGUCGCCUGUGCCGGCCGCGGGGGCCUUGGCGAGGAGGAGGUCCAGGACAGAGGCCCGGGGGAGAGCAGGGACUGGCAUCGGAAAUCUAAGGAGGCGGACCGGCAGUGCGACUUCCCCCCCCAACACCGCCGGCCCAAGCAGCCCAGAGACGGCCUCCUGGUGGAGCAGGUCUUCAGCCCGCAGCCCCGCCCCGCCUCCCUCAAGGCCCUGAAGAGCAACCCGCUGUACACGGACAUGCGGCUGACCGAGCUGGCCCAGGUGGAGCGGGGCCAGCCCUCCUGGGCCGCCGAGGGGUACGCCCGGAGCGGGGGCGACAAGGGCAAGCUGGCGGCCCUGGACCUGCAGACGCAAGAGUCUUUAAAUCCGAACAACUUAGAGUACUGGAUGGAAGACAUUUACACUCCGGGCUACGACUCGCUGCUGAAACGCAAAGAAGCCGAGUUCCGAAGAGCCAAGGCCUGCAAGAUGGCGGCUCUCAUCGCGGCGGCCGCGUGCACCGUCAUCCUGGUCAUUGUGGUGCCCAUCUGCACGAUGAAGUCCUGAGCCGGGACGCAGCCACGGGCACAGCUGGGACCACCGUGUGCUCCUCUGCCGUCUAAAACCUCGGGCGGCCGCGUCGCAGUGGUUUGUCGGCCCAGAGAUGAAGUCAUGGAGGCUUUUCUGCCAAUGCUGACGAUGGUCUUCGGGAGGCACGCAGUCUAGACAGAAACCUCCCUGCUGUGAGCUUCGACUUAAUGGUCCUGGAUGCAUUUUCAGACCUGCAAUAGGACUUCCUACCAAGGGACUGUCCUGAACCACCAGGGAUUCAAACGGAAUUACAAGCCAAAAAAAGGGCACAGGAGUCAGACUCUGUCCAUCCUGAGGAAGCGCCCUGGUGGGGAACCGUCACCAGAAGAUAUCAGACGCCUGCCCCGAGGGAAGCUAAGCGAGGCAGCCGGUGAGAAAAGGCGCGUCCUGUCCUUCCUCGAGUGCGUAUUGCAGGCAAAGUCACAGCGUUUCCACCCUGUUUUCUGCUGACUCGUCCCAAGGGCUGUGGACUCUCCCUCUCGCCCUUCUGGCGUCACUGCGACCUCCACUGCAGUCUCCAUGAGGACAUUCUGGGCUCUUCUUUGUGGCCGUGGCGGGGAGGAGCUGAACUGCCCGAUCGGGCGUGGCCUGGAGCGGGCUCUUCUCUGCCUGACGGGAGGAAUUCAGGCCCGGAGGCCUUCCUGUCCCUGCCCCCCAGCCCGGGAGGGCUCCUCGGGAACAGAGGGAGGUCAGCGAGUGCAAGCCGUGGCCACCUGAAGGGCCCCGUUCCUGCUUCGGUGUGUGGCUCCACUCCCUGAUUUUCGGUCUCCUGGUGGGGUCCGAUGCCCUGCCUCUUGCUCACGAGUUGAAGAGUUUGGAACUUGUCCUUGUGCCUUGAAGAGUAGAGAGAAUGGCUAGACUUUGACAUUCUAACUGUAAACCACAGUCUCUAUGUGACACCAAGUGUGGCCAUUUCCAGUGGCUUUCACAGAGAUUUCGAAAGCUUGUCUCUAAUAUGAUAGAGGCACUGAGCUGUUCUCAGCUACCCCAGCACCUAGUCCAGAGUUCUGAAUACUGCUCGGCUGUCCAAAAGACAAUAGCUAUUUAAUCAUUUAUGUAUCUAUCUAUAUACGUCUAUCUAAAUACCUAAUUUUGGUCUGUUGUCUUCUCUGUUAGAUAACUUGAGAGAAAGCUUUCUACAGUGCACAGGGAGCCGCUGUGAUUUCUUUGGAAUUUGAUCUCCAUUUCCGCCUGUUGGAUGGUGCUUUGACAUAACUGGACAGAAAGAGUCCUUUUCAAUAUUUGACUCUAAUGUCGUGCUAUCGGGGAAAGAAAAUCAUUGACAGACACUACUAGCUCUCUAAUUCUUCUGAGAACAUGCUGGUAGUGAGAAUAAUCUGGAUGAUGUAAUAAACUCCUGAAAGAGACAUUGGGAAAGCAUCUCAGAUUUUUAAAGCAAUAGGAGCCCCAGCAUCCAUCCCAGAAAACUUCCAAAUAAUGCUCAGCUGCUGCGUCUAACUCUGUCCUCCACCGUAAGGCGCAGUCAGAACAUUUCAAGCUGUUAACCAAGAAGGGACAGAUGCUUUCACCUGUAGGGAGCCUUUAUUUAUACAGGUCUUGGUGUUGUCCAUUUUGGUCUCAUGCUUAUGUGCAGAUUUUCAACUAGGUGACUGAAAGUGAAGCCUUAGUAUAUGGAAAACUGAGGAUGUAUCAUUGAAAACAAAAUAUUUAUCUGUUACUGUCGUCAGAAUUUUAGUCUUUUGGUGCUUGGGUUUGGGUGGGCAUAUGAAAUAAGGCUGGUUCUUUUUUUCACCCUAAAGGGGAAAGUAGGUUAACAGCCUCGGGGGUUGGGAGCUGCUGUCCUGACUGGACUCUUCGCCUGGCAGGGAGGAUCAUGGGGGAUGGGCCAAACCACUGUUGCGCUGCCCUUGGGUGGCAAUUCCUGAUGGGCCUGUCUGGCCACGGGCCUAGCUACCGAGGGAGGGUGUGACCAGGAGCCCUGCCCCAUGCAUGGAAGAGAAGGGACCCUGUAGGAUUUUCUUUUACGCUUUUUGUAUCUGGGGAGGUAAUCGGAGAAACGUAGUGUUGCUCUAAGUCCAGUAGAGCUUUUAAAUGAACUCAGUGUCAUUGCCACAUGACGGAAAGGUCCAGACUGGGUAACACCCCUGGAAACCAGAUAGUGAGAGAGCAAAGGCCAGAUGGUUUCCUCGAAGGGGUUUCCUCAGCCUGAUGGCUCUGAUUCUGGUGUCCAGUUAUGGAUGUCUGCCGUGGUAGGAAGCUCGUGGAUGCUCAGGUUCUUGGGAUCUGGAGAAGGUGAAGUUCACAGCUGGGUUCUAUAUGUCCAGUGACCCCCAAGCUCAUUACAGCCUUUGUUCCCUGGGCCCCAGAUUCACUCUAGCUCCUGCAUCCCUCUAUCUGCAGAACGGGUCCAGACAGUGCCCAGCUGGGAAGGAAACAGCUCCCUUUUCCUCCCAAUUCACCUUUCAUGUCCAACUUUUGUGAACUCCCUGUGGUGAAAUAGGGAUGGGCCUGUCCUCUGCACGGGGGUCACCUUUCACCACACUCUCAGACAUUUCCACGUAAAGCAUAAUUUCUUGUGCCUGAGCCUAAAAUCACUACACUAUCAAAAUUCACCUCAUUUCCCUUGUGUUUUAAAAAAAAUUAACAUUCAGAUGUUGUUAUUUAAGGGGUUACUUUGAAAUCAGAUACCCUCAGCCAAUGAAUAUAUUCAGAGUCAAUGCACCCUCUUUUCUAGUCUGAAUCUGCUUUGCACCCAGCCCUGCACAAAAGCAAAAAAAUUUCCCGGCUCACGGUUUUCAGGUAUUUUACACCAGUAGCCCCUUCUUGAAACUGCAAAUCAUACACUGCUAGUGUUUCAGGGCAUGGGGCUAUGGAACGGGUCACCACAAAGCUAGUUUAUUGGAUGUGCUCAGCCUCACUGUUCUAAAUGUGCCGUUAGUUCCGAUUCCUGUAUCAGAACCGAGGUAGUGCUGUUUUUUUUACAGUUUAUUAACAAAACAUCCACGGCACCUCAUUUUAUUUUUUAACCAAAAAAAAAGGCUCUGCCAACAGUGAAUGAUUCUGAGUGGUAUCAAAAUUGUAACUGUUGAAAAUUUAAUAUGGUUCAUAUUAUAACCAACCUGUGAGAUUAUUGUGGUCGAUCAUGUGACUACCAAAUCAGUAUAUUCUGUGUAUUGUACUACAGAGAUUUGUAUUUAAAGGCCAAGAUGUUAUUAAUUGUUGCAGAAAAGGGUAUAAGAUAUUUAUGAAGUGACAAUGAGAAAGGCAACAGACUUCCUUAUCUAUGCCUUAUGAUAAAGGGUGUGACAGGUAAGGCGACGUUUGUGCGCGGAACUUGGAAGGAGCGGGUGUCCGGGGUGGCAGGGACUCGUCUUUCCUAUGUUUGUCCUGUCCAGCUCAGCACACUCUUGGUGCUUGAUCCAUGUUAUAUAAUACUAGUAACUAAGCACAUUUGUAGAUCUUGUUUUCCAAUGGCUUGUGUAAAAUUUGGUCAAUGGACAUCAGCUGGUUUGAAGCUAUCCUGUAAAAUCUGUCUCCCAAUAUAAUAAAAAAUAAAUGGAAAAAUCA